Lolium perenne is the source of this 622-nucleotide messenger RNA. RefSeq lists its product as uncharacterized. NCBI's taxonomy places the organism in Eukaryota, Viridiplantae, Streptophyta, Magnoliopsida, Poales, Poaceae. Gene Ontology annotation, cellular component: ribosome. Gene Ontology annotation, molecular function: structural constituent of ribosome. The record is from RefSeq and is a predicted model, not a curated record. Gene Ontology annotation, biological process: translation.
UAGCGGUCUCCCGUCAGGCAGCGGCAGUUCGGGCAGCGGCGGCGCGAGGGAACAAGCGAUGCAAGCAAUAGCACGGACGGCGCGGGGGCUCUGGCCGCCGACGGCAGCGGUGGCGGGGAGCGGACAGGUGCAGCCGUCGCGGGGCAUCAUGGUACAGGUGCGGGACGGCAACCUGGAGCGCGCGCUCCAGGUGAUGGAGCGGAAGAUGCGGUCGAGCGGCAUCGAGAGGCUCAUCAAACGCCGGACGGAGCACCACGUCAAGAACUCGGAGAAGCGCGUGCUCGCCCACAAGGCGCUCAUGGCGCGCGUCCGUUCCCAGGAGCUCGGCAAGAAGCUCCGCGAGAUCCUCAUCAAGAAGAUCAGGGGACAGUGAGAGUGUAUCUCAGUAGUCGUCAUUUCAGCAACGUUCCACCAUACAACAGGAGGGUUGGUUGCAGCAACUCCGCAUGGGCAUUCCAUGUAACCAAUCUCCAUGGUGGAAUUUAGCAACUGAACUAGCUUUUUCAAAUUGUGGAUCUGUUUAGAGCAGCUUGUGAUAAUCACUCAAAUUAGUGCCAAUAAUCUUUUGCUAUUUUGGAUAAUGGACAAAGGAUGGAAAAAUCUUGUGAAACUUGGUAACAAA